Messenger RNA from Clupea harengus (Atlantic herring), 856 nucleotides. Its product is annotated as protein-glutamine gamma-glutamyltransferase 5-like. The annotation marks the transcript as partial. The transcript is spliced from 3 exons. Gene Ontology annotation, cellular component: mitochondrion. NCBI's taxonomy places the organism in Eukaryota, Metazoa, Chordata, Actinopteri, Clupeiformes, Clupeidae. The record is from RefSeq and is a predicted model, not a curated record. Gene Ontology annotation, molecular function: protein-glutamine gamma-glutamyltransferase activity. Gene Ontology annotation, biological process: peptide cross-linking.
UCUCUGUCUGUCUGUCUGUCUCUCUCUCUCUCUCAUAGUCUAGUGUGUGCUAUGCAACAGGAUGUCACAAUAAUGUGUAUAUGUAAAUGAUGAAAUCAUGUUUGAUUUCCUCAGCAGGGCUGGGCGAGGGGUGUGUACUCUUGUCGGGAAGAAAACCCCUCUGGCAUUCCUGGGAACUGAAAUACAGGGCAUGACAGGGUUUAAAUAGGCGACACACACUCUCUCCCUGCAGAUUCACACUUGCUGGGACGACUAUCUAAACUCCAUCACUAGGAGAAGAGAAUACUCAUCCUCUCAACAGCAACUAUGGCGCUUGAGAUAAGCAAGGUCCUGCUCCACGUCAAGGAAAACAAUAAGGAGCACCGCACUGAUGACGUAAGCGUAAAACGUUUGAUGGUGCGCCGUGGCCAGAGCUUCAAAAUCACUCUCCACACCAAUCGGCAGUUCCAGCCUGAUACCGACACGCUCCUUUUUACUGCGGAGACAGGACCCAAGCCAUCAGAGGAAAAGGGCACGCGUUGCGUGUUUGGUUACCCGAAGUCGACGGGUGCAAAGAAAGCAUGGACAGCACUGGUACAGGAGAGUGGCCGAUCUUCCAUGACCUUGGCCAUAAGCAGCCCAGCUGAUGCCAGUGUGGGCUCUUACAAUCUGUAUAUGAGGGAAGGGUCACACGCCUCCCCUCAGUCCAUCACAAACAUGGUGCUCCUCUUUAACCCCUGGUGCACAGGUAUGCAAUUCCUGAAACACACAAGCACAAACAGACAUGCAAGGCUCAUAUGUAAACAAAUGUAUGCUGAUGUGAGGUGGCCUAUACACACAGACAAAUGUUACACUUAUGCAUGCCUACCAUUCCCCU